UCCCGUUAUUUCCAGUUGAAAAAGUAAAUGAGUUCCUACUCGAUGUCCCGUUUUUAUCUGAUAUAACCAUCUCACAUCCCAUUAAUUUUUCUUUAGAUAUCCCGAAAACACCUAAUAGGGCCUCGACAUGGGGUGAGAGAUUAAUGGAUGUCCGCUGACCAGCUGUGACGUCAUACAAUCGUGAUUAAUAUUAGUCGCUACAAAUGCUGUGAUCACGACUUAAUUUUCUCCUCACAAAGGGAAUCCUCUAGGUUCUAAUUACAUUAAGAGACAGAUCUCGAGAAUUCUAACUCAACGUGGAGUCAGGGAAUUCGCAAAUACACAGGGAGAAUUUGCCUCGCUACCUCGAGAUUAAAUUCCUUACAACUCGACGAUUCCAGUAUCAAAUGAUAUAUACUGUGCAUGUUAAGAUUUUAGCGUCAAACCUCCUUAAUUUGGCGAGCGACAAUACAGAGUUACGUACUUGAAGCUUUUCUUGCUGUGAGGCAAUGUUGGUUCCUGACAAACAAGGGCGAAUAUACUUACAAUAUACUGUAGAAAUCUUGGAGUUGUAAAAAUAAACUUAUCUGAUGAAAAAUUUUCUAGCCAAAUCAGAAGCCAAUGAGAUGAGAUUGUGUUUGUUGUCACGUAGUCAGUUUGUUGUUUUCUUCGGAAAAGCAGCGGUCCGUGGAUGAGAAAGUUAAAACAUCGAGUAAACAAUAACUUCACCAAUAGAUGUGUCAAGUGAAGUUUUCAAUCAAAUUGGCGAUAUUUAACGUAUGAGUGAUUUGUCGCGUCAAAGUGCGUCCAUGUGCGCCAAUCAGGUUGAAAGGACUUCAUUCAUUACGCCAGCAUCACGGAAAGUAUAACUUAUUCACCGCUUUCUCAUAUCACACUACGUCAGUGCCUUUGAAACAGAUCGAGCAGGACGAUUCGCGUGGAAAGACCCUUCAACUGUGGAAAUCAAACGCCAAAUCUAAUUAACGCUCGGAUCAUGAGGUCAGAAAGUGCCACAAAACUUAGCUGGCUGCUCUUUGUGAUUUUAUCCCAGGCAAUAACAGUUACCUGUCAAAAUGAAACUAUUCCGACAACAAGUUCUGAAGAUAUGAUUACGUCAUCUCAUCCCAAGACUAUGAAAGCCCUGACGUCGUCUGCUGCUGGGUCAACAGGGGAAAUACAGCCACCCACUACAGAAACGACGAAACACUUAGAUAUAGAAAAGACGACUACAACGACAAAACCUCUAACCACCCCUCAAUUGCCUGAAGAAAAAACCACAACAUCAUCAGAAAUGAACACUUCUGGCAAGAAAUCAGUCGCCAUGACAACGUCACACCCCACCCAUCAUCCUGUUCAUCCUAGCGAACCCACGCACCAUACUAAACCCGUCCACCCUGGCGAUGCCACUCAUCAUGGAGACAAAAACACCACAAACAAAACUCAAGAUGGUCAUGUGGUAAACCCCGGCUCGCAUAGCACUAUGGGAUAUCCCGAUGAACCACCCGCGGUAGAAGCUUCCACCGAUGAGAAAGAUGAUAACAGCUGGCAGAUUUCAAUUUAUGUGGUUUGCGCAUUGCUUAUUGGGAUGGUGUCGUUCGUGAUAGUUAUGGUUGUAAAAGGCAACCGUGAGUUGAAGAGAAGAGCAAGUCUCAGGAAGCGAAAACGUCCAGUUGCUCGAAAGGAUAACGCUUUUGUGCUCAAAAUGACCAAAACGGAGGAAGCAAAGACGACUCGUGGCGCAGAAAAGAAAAAGGAAGAAAAACGACUCAGCAUGCAUAGCCGAGCAGGCACUGAAGAAUCGAUUCCCCUUUUACAAUUGCACAUAGGAGAUGGUGAACAUCCUGUGCUUAGUAAAAAGAGCGAGGCACAGGAAACCCAGCCUGAUGAGCCAUCCACUUCUUACAAAGAUUCGAAGCCACUUAUUGAAGAAAACGCAAACAUUGUGGAUAGCCCUGGAACUUUUAUUUAAAAAGCGAAUUGAUAAAUAGGCCAUUUUACAGUUGUGUGCUUAGUUACCUGGCCUACAAAUGCAAGCGAGACUGGAGGUGACCCUACCUUGCUUUGAUACAGACCGCUCUUCUUUUCUCAUUUAAAUGCCAGCUAAUUAGCAUAACGACAACUUGAUCGAGGUGAGGUCUUUAUCAAAACAAGGUCACCUGCAGCCUCGUUGCCAUUCAAAGGCCAGGUCACUGAACAGACAACUGUAAAAUGGUCUAUUCUUAAACUCUUUUCUUGUAUCUACUGUUAAUGACAACUACUGAGCAUGCAGGUUUCCAUGGAGCAGUUGUGGUCUGUCUUUGUGAUUUGCAUAUACUUACGAGUUGCCAUGGCAGACCAUAACUUGACGAGCUAUUGUUUUUGAUCUCAGCUAUAUUUAGCAACAAAUUGAAUGGGUCUGAUUGGUCAUUUCUGCUCCUGCUUUUUCCUGAUUUUCGCUCUACUAGUCAAUUGUAAAAUUGUACAAUGUUCAACUAUCUGUUUUACCAGAGUUAAAGGAUGACUGCACUGAGAUGGUAAUGAAUAUUCGGUUUCAAUUGUUUGAUUCAAAAUUAUGUUAAAUUUUGUCUUGUGAACUGUUGGGAAAUAUUUGUAAUAAGUAGCGCAACCCCUUCCAGGCGUUCAGUUAGUUGGGGCGCAGUGUAAAAAACGGCUAGCGAAAAAAUAAAGGAGAAGCGCCGCAGUUCUCUCCUUUUUUUUUGCUCGCCGUUUUUCGCGCUGCGCCCCAACUAACUGAACGUCUUGAAGGCGCUAUAUGUAGUGAUGAUGAUGUUGUUGUAACUUAUUGUGUUUAAUUAUCGAGUUUCCUAGAACAUACUUAUUAUUAUUUUUUUCUUUUUAAUUUUUUAUCUGGUUUUAACUUAAAACGUAAUCUACAUACACUCCGUUGAAUCUGAUUUGUCCAAAAGUCGCGCGUAUCGCGAAAUAUGAAUUUGUCUAAAUUCGACUGAAUUAAAUUUUGUAUGAAUUCCAGGGCAGAGAACGCUUACACGGAAAAACCUUAAUGGACCAACUGUUUUCUUUUCCACUAAUAAAUUUAGUCUUAGAAUUAA
Orbicella faveolata is the source of this 3029-nucleotide messenger RNA. RefSeq lists its product as uncharacterized. The record is from RefSeq and is a predicted model, not a curated record. NCBI's taxonomy places the organism in Eukaryota, Metazoa, Cnidaria, Anthozoa, Scleractinia, Merulinidae.